AUGCCUCGCACAAGCACGGCCAAGAAAGCAUUAAAGUCCUGCGACGAGGACCGGAUCAGCAACCUGCCGGACGACAUCCUGCACCAUGUCCUUGGCUUCCUGCAUGCAGAUGAGGCAGUGCGCACCUGCCUGCUCUCCCGGCGCUGGCGCUACCUUUGGAAAUUCAUGCGCCGUCUUCGCAUCAACGACGUGGGGAGGAGGGGGAAGAGCACCACCGACGUUUUCCUUAACAAGUUCAUGAGCUACCUGCUGCUCCUCCGAGACCCUGGCUCGACUCUAGAUGAGGUUGAGAUCGAGUAUGAUAAUUUGAUUGACAAUCGCCAUUUUAACUACGGUUGUCCUUGGGUCGACAUUUGGAUCCGACAUGCUUUGUCAUGCCAAGCUCAGGUGCUCACUGUCAAGCUCCAUAAGGAGGCGCACUUCCAUGUGUGUUUGGAGGCCCCUCUGGUCUCCCAGCAUUUGAGAAGAUUGGAGAUUUAUGAAGUGCAAUUGAAAAGCAACUUCCUGAAUUUUUCAAGCUGUUCAGCAUUGGAGGAGCUAAAGAUAAAAGACUGCAACUUAAAAACUAACAGAAUAUUGUCCCAGUCUUUAAAGCAUCUGAGCAUCACUGGAUCUGCUUUCUUAUCUCAACGCCGGAUUUGUAUUUCUGUCCCAAAUCUCGUUUCGCUGCAACUCAUAAACAAUCGAACUGCAACCCCAUUGCUUGAAAGCAUGCCGUCACUAGAAACUGCAGUGAUCAGGUAUGACUACUACACCAGCGAGUACUGUCACAACGGUGUUGCUGGGGAAUGUUGUGGUAUUUGUGCAGAUUGCUGUGAAAUUGUUGAUAUUAUGCUACUGCACUUUGAGUCCGAUGCUGUUCUAGUUGCAAAGUUUAUUUUUAAAAGGGAUUUAAGAUGGUGCCCUACAUUUAGCAAGUUAAAGAAUUUGUUGCUGAAUGGCUGGUGUGUGCAACCUGACCUCCGUGGACUAGUUUCUAUUCUUGAACAUUCACCGAUUCUUGAGAAUCUGACGCUUCAACUGUGCAAGGUGCAUUAG
Messenger RNA from Aegilops tauschii subsp. strangulata, 1038 nucleotides. RefSeq names its product putative FBD-associated F-box protein At5g56820. Gene Ontology annotation, molecular function: protein binding. NCBI's taxonomy places the organism in Eukaryota, Viridiplantae, Streptophyta, Magnoliopsida, Poales, Poaceae. The record is from RefSeq and is a predicted model, not a curated record.